AUGAGUAAUAAAUUUAGUGAUGGGUUCAAACCAGAGAAGUCAUCUUUGUCAAAUGCUGAUCUUAAUAACGAGAUUACCAAAAAUGCGGCAGACAGUUAUUUAAAACAUUUACCAAAUCAACAAAAGCAAACAACCCGUAGAAGGGAAAAUGAUGAAGAUGAGCUUGUUAUGCACAUGUCAAGUUUACCAGGUUAUUUGGAGAGGGGAGAAAAAGUCCCUGAGAAAGUUUUGAAUGUUGGGGUCCUUGAUUGGGCCAGUCUAGAGCAUUGGCAGUACAGCCAUAAACAUGUACCCCACAGAAGUAGUCAAAGCUCAACAUCUUCUAGUAAUACAUCGUCUUCUAUUCGCACAGAGGAAUUAUCUGGUAAUUCUAAAAGGGACCUGAAUUGGUCUCCUCAGCAAAGGAUAAUCCCUCCGUCAGUCCGAUCUCACUUUAUUGCUUCUACAAAGCAAGACAGUUCUAUAGCUGUUAAGUCCUCUGCAGAAAAUUUUGGAAAUCGUCUGAAUCUUAAAGGUAGCUACAGUAGUUUUGACAUACAGAGAAAAAAUGUUCGCACUUUUGAUCAUCUUUCCCCAAACCAUCCGACUAGUAUACUGAAAGGAUGUGAUAGGUUAAGCACGCGAGAUGAUCAAAUGGAAAAGAAAAAGGAAAAUUUACCUAGAGAACAAAAUAGUGAUAUUAAUGCACAUGAUAUGCUUGGGAAAAACAAACCAAUUGUUCUUAUUUUACCUAGAGAUAUUCCUCAAAAAAACAAUCAUUGUGGAGCUUCUGAUAAGCGAGCAACCUUGGAUCAGAAGUUAGGAAGCCAUAGUCAAAACAAAAAUUCAGUAAAUCCUAAGGAACCUUCCUGUACAUAUAUGAAUUGCAAUGUUUCAAAAUCCUGUUCUUUACCAGAUGAACUUAAUCAAAGUCAUUCUCAGCCUAAAGAGUCACGGUCCAGUUCCUUAGAUUCAGAAAGUUUCAAAAUUCCUGUUUCUACUUUUUCAGUAUCUUUUCCGGGCAGAAUGGGAAUGAGCCCAGGCAGAUCUAGAAAAGCCGAGGAAAGAAGACCCAGCAUUGCUGGAUCUUCAUCUGUAAAUGGGCCUCCUAGAGAAGUAGAUCAGAAAGGAACUACUGAAAAACCAAGAAGCUCUUCACCUUUUCGUCGAUUAAGCUUCAGCAUGGGAUUCACAAAUAAAGUUUCUGGUUGUAAGGAGGUUGCACAUGUGCCACACCAGAUCUCCAUAGUGACACAUAAACCUAGUUCAGAAAAUGUGAGAGGUUAUGCAAGCUCAAACAUUCCAGACAGUGAUAAACCUAGAAGUUCCAGCAAAAGCAGGGCCAGCCCUUUGAGGAGAUUCCUUGAUCCACUAGUGAAACCAAAGGCAGCAAACUCCCAUCACUCUAUGAAUUUAUUUCAAAAAGAGACAGUGUCAAUAAAUAAGAACUGUAGGUCAGGGAAUGGGACAUGUUCCACUAUACUGCCAGCAAAAGAAUUGGACAAGGACCAGAAGUUUGGUUGUUCUACAGCUAACACUAUGGAAUCGUCGAGUGAAGAGGCGCAUAUGCCAUCAACAUCUCAAUCUGUACUGAGAAUUUCCAUGAAGAAUGGUCAGCCCCUUUUUACAUUUGCUGCUGGCAACAAUAGCAACAUUCUCGCUGCCACAGUGAAGAGAUCCACUGUCUUCAAAAAAGAUGAAUGCAACUGUAUCUAUACUUUUUUCACCUUUAAGGAGAUUAAAAAGAAAAAUGGAAGUCGGACGAAUCACAGUGAAAAAAGCAAAGGUCCUGAUUAUAUUCGCCAGGUCAUUGCGCAAAUGAAGCUUUCCGAUAUGCACUAUGGUGAUUCAAAUAGUCAGAAUCGUGUGGAGUCUAUCACAAAAGAGUUUGUUUUGUUUUCUGUAAAGCUAAAGCAAGGAGAUGCUCAGGUGACUGACUAUCAGCCAAAUGAUGAGCUUGCUGCGAUAGCUGUCAAAUCACCUAAAGCUGUCAAUUAUGCGCAUCAAAACAGUUGCCAGAAUGAAUGUCAAGAUCAAUUACAGGUGACCGUGGUGCUUCCAAGUGGGGUUCAUAGUCUUCCAACCGAUGGUGGACCUUCGUCGCUGAUUGAGCGUUGGAAAACUGGUGGAUCCUGUGAUUGCGGUGGUUGGGAUUUAGCUUGUAAACUAAAAAUUCUUGCAAACAAUAAUCAAAUGUGCAGAAAAUCAAGAACAUCGGAAGCUUAUUUUGCAGAUCAGUAUGAGCUUUUCUUCCAGGGAAAUGACCAAUGUCAAGAUAGCCGUCCUGUUUUCAGUUUUUCAAAUUUUGAAGCGGGAGCAUAUUCAGUAGCUUUUGGCUCAUCGCUUUCACCCUUGCAAGCAUUUUCAAUCUGCAUAGCAAUGUUGGAUGGCAAGCUCCCUUGUGAACUUUCUGGAUCAAGAAACUCCAUUGAGGGAACAAAUAGGCGGCAAUCUCAAUUGGUUCAAAGAGAUGAUUCAAAAAUGGCUCAUGGUAAAUCUGAGGAGAUUCCUGCAAGUUAUGUUGCUUAUCCUCCAAUCUCUCCAGCUGGAAGGGUCUAA
Messenger RNA from Vicia faba (fava bean), 2538 nucleotides. The record is from the annotation of a GenBank genome assembly. Lineage: Eukaryota; Viridiplantae; Streptophyta; Magnoliopsida; Fabales; Fabaceae.